UAGAACCUUUUCUAGCGGUGAAAUUUCAGCGUUAUAGGAAGUUGAAAUCCCGCACGCACUGCGUAUGGAGAACAUUCCAGAAUCUUCAUCGAAAGGGACGAAACGCCGGCGAGAUGAAGAUUACGAUGCCGGAAACACCUCAUCACUCGAGGACGAUCUUACAUUCACCGACACGCUGGUUGCGCUUCGAAUCAUUCGAGCUCAGUUUCCCCACAUUCACAAGGUUUCGGUUGAGCCGUUUAUAUUGAAGUCACAAUUGUAUAGCAGUGUUAAGGACAGAACACAAGUGGAUAGGGAAUUAGAGUCUCUAAGGAGGGACAAAGUGCUGCGCCUUUUCAAAUUAAAUACUGGACAAGAUGACCAUGCUGUAAUGUUUUUGGAUGACUACCUAAAGCAGAUAGAUCGUGUUGUUAAAAGAAUGGAAGGAAAUAAAGGAGGGGAAUAUGAAGUUUUUGGGUGGUUCAAAACUCAUGUUCUAGAUUCAAAGCUGGAAACCGGCAUUGAACAUCUGGAGCUUUGCUCACUCUUGUCACAUGGGGGAAAGGUGAAGGACAGUCACAUCUCCCUUCUAAUUAAUGCUGGCAUCCUUACUAGGCAACUUAUUGAUCCAAACAUGUAUUGGUUUACAAUUCCAAAUAUUGGCUCACUUCUCAAGGGUCUUGUUCAGGGAAGAAAGGAAAUUAUUUCUCUUCUCAGCCGUCGUAGUUACAAGGAGAUGAUGCUGGCCUCAUUGGAAAAGAAGCGUCUUCGAAUGUCUCCACUUGAUAUGAGAUUUCAUCUUCGUGAUUUGAUUGGUUCUGGUCAUCUCAGAACUGACCAAACUCCAACUGGUUUAAUUAUUAGAGUCUCUAAAGAUUAGAGAUUCAGAAAGUACUAGAUGUACUGGGAUCCAUGAAAUGAUUCAUCAAGAAGAGGUUUAGUUGCCUAUGGAUAUAUAAUUGGCUUGUUUCACUUCGAUUGGCUGCCUUCUAUGUGAGACAAACUAUAUAGGUGAAAUGACAAUCAGUUUUGUCCUGGUUGAUCAAGAAAACAGGCUAAGACAUUUGGCAAUCACAUUCAUCAGCUAUCAACACGGACCAGUUGAAGAUGUUUCUUUUUCCCCAUGUCUUAUAUAGUUACUGGAAGCAAUCAUCUGAGUAGGCCUUGUGCUUUCAUUGCUUCUACUUCCAAUGUACUUCGAUUGUUAUUGGUAUAGUACAUUUUUUACAUUUAUUUUUCAAGAAAAGAAGGGAGGGGUCUCCUACUCGUAUUUUGCACGUAUACUUCGCGAUGUAAUUUUCAAAUUACAA
Molecule: messenger RNA, 1289 nt
Organism: Gastrolobium bilobum
Lineage: Eukaryota; Viridiplantae; Streptophyta; Magnoliopsida; Fabales; Fabaceae
Exons: 9
Coding region: 65-859 (264 amino acids)
Biological process (GO): protein phosphorylation
Molecular function (GO): protein serine/threonine kinase activity
Source: RefSeq, a predicted model, not a curated record